Penaeus indicus is the source of this 4214-nucleotide messenger RNA. RefSeq lists its product as uncharacterized. The transcript is spliced from 13 exons. Lineage: Eukaryota; Metazoa; Arthropoda; Malacostraca; Decapoda; Penaeidae. Gene Ontology annotation, molecular function: protein binding. The record is from RefSeq and is a predicted model, not a curated record. The coding region runs from base 228 to 4073 and encodes 1281 amino acids.
CGAAACAAUAAAAUGUCACAUAACGUUUGGUGUCUUAUGUCUGAGCUACAGCCGUGCGUGUAACAUUAUCUUGGUUGUCUCGUGUAUUUUUCAUUUGGAAUCAUUGUAAAUUCGUAAGCUAGUGAGGAGUGUAGUGUAGAAAUCUCUGUUAUGUUUUUGGUGUGACGUGAAAGGGAAAUGGUAUAUAAGUACAGUAGAUAUUUUGAGAGAGCUAGAAGGCGCUGAAAAUGCAGGAAUUUUCUAAUGACAAUACAUGGAAUAGAGAAAACGAGAGUCGUGCAAACAGGAUGGUGGAUAAUGAUGAGGCCACGCAGGAGGGAGCCCCAAGCCUCCACUCUCUGUGCCAGCGGCAGACGCUCCAGAACUAUGCCAGGGCGCUGCAGCUCCUGGACGACCCUCUGACGUCACUGGAUGCAUUGGACAAGAACGGCAGGACGCCUCUGCACGUCGCUGUCAUCAACAAGAACGCGAGGAUGGUGGAGCUGCUCCUCCGAAGGGGCGCCGACAAGGAGAUUCCCGACAGAACGUAUCAGUACACGCCUUUAUUCGAGGCGGUUAUCAAGCAGUCAGGCUCGUGCUUGAAUUUGCUGCUUGAUGCCGGCGCCAGCGUGAACGCCCAAGACGUCCGCGGCUACUCGGUGCUGCACACGGCGGUGCGCCAGGGCAGCCCCAUGGUCGGCCUGCUGGUGGACAGAGGCGCGUCCGUCGUCUACCCCGACUCCAAGUACGGCCGCACGCCCAUCCAUAUCGCCGCCGAGUUGGGCGCGACGGAAAUCUUGGAGACACUCCUGCAGAAAAGUUCGAAGGGCGCAGACAUUAAGGACAGGAAGGGCAUGACGCCCCUCCACUUCGCCGCCGAGCGAGGCCACCGGAACUGCUGCCAGGUCUUGCUGAGAAACGGGGCCAGCCCCUCGGCCAAGAACAGGUGCAACGAGACCGCCCUCCACAUCGCCGUCAGGAACUGCUACCUGCUCACCAUCCAGAUGCUCUUGGCGCACGAGCACGACAUCAACAACAAGGACAACAACGGAUUCACGCCGCUUAUACGCAUCACGACUUGCAAGAAAUUCGACGCCGAGAAGGUCCUGCACCUCCUAUUGGAGAGGCGGCCGGACCUGAACGCGACGUGCCCUAACGGAGACACGGCGCUGCACCACGCCGUGAAAGGCGGCAGCCAGGACAAGUGCCGCAUCCUGGUGGAGGCGGGCGUGGACUGCAACGUGCAGAACAAGCACGGCAUAACGCCCCUCCACAUCGCAGCAAAGAAGAAGCUCCCUGAGUGCUGCGCCGCCAUCCUGCGGCUCCCCUACGACGAGAUCUUCCUGAACUCGUCCAACCUGGACCUCGACGGGCGGGAGAGCUACAGGGGCGGCGCCGACGUCGAGAGGAGCCGGACUAGCCUCGACGUGAGCACGGAGAGCAUUUGGGACAUGGAGCGCGCCCCGAAGACUCGAGUCGACGUCAACAUCAAGGACAACAACGACAUGGCGCCCCUGCAUUAUGCCCUGGAGAAGCAGUCGGUGGAAUGCUGCCUCCUGCUCAUCAAGGCUCGCGCCAACAUCUCCCUGAUAAGCAGCGGCAUGAACAGGCCCCUGCACCUGGCGGCAGCGGCUGGGAUGGACCGAGUGUGCAGCCGCCUCCUGGUCAAAGGAGCGUCCGCGAAGGAGGAGAACGACAUGAAGGAGACGCCGCUGCACCUGGCCGCGAAGGCCGGGUCCUUGACCUGCUGCCGCUUGAUCUACAGGAGCGGCGCCAUCUGCAAUGCCCUGGACAAGAAUGGCAUGACGCCCUUGCAUCACGCGGCAAAAAUAGGCGCCGAGGACUGCUGCCGCUUUUUCCUUGCGAAGAGGGUGAACAUCCUGCGCGACUCCACCGGAAGGACGCCGCUGCACAUCGCCGCAGCUAAAGGACAUUUCAGCUGCUGUGAGCUGCUGCUCACCGCCGAAACCAGCUGGCAACUGGACGUCAUGGACUGCCACGGCUACACGCCCCUCUUCCGCGCCUUCGAGAACAAGUGGGACGACGUGUUCGUUUUCCUCCUGCAGAAGUUUCAGCAUCGAACCCCCAGAGACCAGCAUCGGUCGAGGAAGGACUCGCUGAGAAUCCUCAAGGCCUCGGGAUCAGGCAACCUGAGCCACAGGCUCCACGCGGCCGAGGAAAGCGCCAACCAGAAAAAAAUGAGCUUCGUCCUCAGUCGCUGCAUUCAGGAAAGACGCAGCAAGGCCGUGGAGGGGAUCGUCAGGAGCGAAUUCUGGGGUGACGCCCUCGCACCCGUCGCCGCCCAGCAAAGCAACCUCCGGCUCCUUAUCAUUCACUAUCCUGAGCUUGCCAAGGUCGUGCUGGACAACUGCGUGCUGAGUCGACCGUCGUGCAAGGUGUUCCUCUUCUACUUCUUGGACGACACGUUCACCGUCCCGCAGAUCGCCGCGAGCCCCGACGCCAGGAUAAUCAGCAACGUCUCUUUCCACUUCUACUCGACGCUCGUCUCGCGGGCGUGGGCAGCGGCGAGGGCGAGGUUCAGGGCACGCACCGGGAACGUUCUGGACAAGGUAUCCUCUGCUUGCGACAGAAUCUCGGGAAAGUUCUGGAGCGCCGUAAUUUUCCCCCCGGAUUUCGGUUCUGUCGAUGCGGCCGGAAGCGCGGCAGAGGAACUUGGACUGCCCGAACGACCCCCCUGGUGCCCCUUUACUCCAGAGGGAUUGUUGGCGGACAGUGCCACCCUCAAGUACGACUCGGAGGACGCCUGGAGGAACGAACACCCGCUCAGCCUCAUGGCCAAGCACAAACGACUAGAUCUCCUGAAACACCCUCUGUGCCUGCGCCUCGUCUCCUACAAGUGGGAUAGGUACAUCUGGCGUGUCUUCUAUGCGCUGUUUCUCUUGCCGUUCCUGUUCGUCGUGGCCCUCUCUUUCUACGGCACUAUGGCCUAUGACUGGGAAUGCGUGUUGCAAGAAUUCAACAUCACCCGAGACCAGCUGUGCAACCGAGAAGAGGAGCAAGGCAAGUGCACAUUGGAGAGGGAGAGUAGCUUUCGAAACACCUUUGCGGUCGACGAGUGCUUGGUCAGUGAAGGCGCGAAGGGAUACGGGCCUGACAAAGUUCUUGCGAGACUGAGGGACAGCCAAGUCAACCUGAAACUUCUCGAAAAAUUCGUGUGGCUGCUGCUGGUUCUCAAAGUUUGUCUUGAGGCUCAAAAACUCCAUCACUUACGAAGGACAAACUUAGAAAAAUGUUUACAAAUGGCGUGCUACCUGACCUCUGCAGUCUUCUUGUACAACUGGACGGAGUGCUCUCAGGUCACGGGAGUCAAGGAGGACUUGCAGUGGAAUUUCGGUUCGCUGUCCGUGCUCCUGGCGUGGUUCGACCUGAUCUUCAUGCUGGGCACGAUCCCUACCUUCGGCGUCUUCGUCUUCAUGAUCAACGACUUCCUGCGGUUCAUGCUGAAGCUGUUUGUGAUCGUGUUCCUGCAGGUGAUCGCCUUUUCCUUCGCCUUCCACAUGCUCCUGCGCGGGAGGGCCUCCUUCAGGAACCUGCCUUGCGCCAUCAUGAAGAUCGUGACGAUGAUGCUAGGCGACUUGGGCUACGACGACCUCUUCAACAACACAGAGAGCCCCCUGCCGUAUCCGACGGUCAGCAACAUCGUCCUCGUCUACUUCCUCUUCCUCAUGGUCAUCGGCAUGAUCAACAUCCUGACGAACUUCCCGCAGGAGGUUCUGGACAAGGCCAAGAAGCAGACGGAGCUCAUGAAGCUGUCGAGGCCGCUCAACGCCGUCCUGGAGAUGGACUCCAAGUUCCCUCUGCUGCGCGGAAGGUACACCGUCGGCUGGGUGGUGGACGGCCUGCAGAAGGAGGACGAGGUGGACGGCAAACGGGGGAAGGACGGCGAGGAGGGCAGCGACAGCGACGAGGACGCCCCCGAACAUCCGCGCUGCUGCCCCUGCCGGAAGGAGCCCUCCGAGAACCUUCUCCUCAAGAUCCUGAACGAAGUGAGCGCCCUCAGCGAGACCCUGGAGGAGAGGAGGUACUUCUUGCCUCACCGCCGCUCGAACAGCAACAGGGGAAGCAGGAGCUGAGAACGGCGGCCGCAGCUCCCCCGUCGACGCCUGACGCAGGGCACCCAGAUGCCAGCAGCUUCAUCACAUUAGAACUGUUUUCUGGUGGAGCCAUUCGCCGUCGUAGGUUGUUAUCUGUAACCAUGUCCCUGCAUAUAUUUG